AUGGAGAGAUUCUGGUGGCAUUCUAAGUCUUCAUAUGGUAGUGGAAUUCAUUGGAAAAGUUGGGACAAGCUGUGUCUCCAUAAGCAUAAAGGAGGUUUGGGUUUUCGUAACUUGCGGAAUGUUAAUUUGUCUAUGUUAGGCAAACAUGGAUGGCGACUACUGACUAAUUCAUCUUCUCUUGUUGUUCGAGUUUUUCAAGCUAGAUAUUAUCCCCAAGGUACGUUUCUUGAUGCUGAGUUGGGUUCUAAUCCGAGUUAUGCUUGGAGGAGUGUUUUUGAAGCCCAGGAGAUUGUUAAAUUGGGAGCUAGAUGGAGGGUAGGGUCUGGAAUUUCUAUACUUGUUCUUAAUCAGCCCUGGCUUUCUUCCAAGGAUAAUCCUUAUGUGGUUUCUUCUCAUGAGGCUCUUUGUGACUGUAGUGUUUUUAAUCUUCUACAGAUUGAUAAUAUGAGCUGGGAUGAGGAGCUUUUGGAGGACUUGUUUGUUCAAAGAGAUGUGGAGCUUAUUCGUAGUAUACCUCUGCCUUCAACUCUGAAUAUGGACACCUGGUAUUGGGCAUAUGAAGCUUAUGGAGGUUGCUCUAUCAAGAGUGCUUAUCCAGCUUUGCAAGUGCGUAACGAGAGAUGGAAUUUGCAAGAUAAUUCUGGUUUUUGGAAGAAGUUUUGCAUUUGUUCUCUUUGUAAUGGAGAGUUAGAGACCAUAUAUCAUAUUAUGGUUUGGUGUCCCUUCACCAAAGCUUGUAUGGAUCGGGGACUGGGAUUUUCUUUUAGCGAUGGGAAAGACGAAUUCAGUUGCUGGUUUGAGUGUUUCUGCAAUACUCAUCUAGGUGACAGUGUUGAUAAAAUAGCUGUGAUUCUUUGGGAUGUUUGGGGAGCUCGAAAUGACUUUCUUUGGAACAAGAAGAUUGCUUCUGUAGAAAGAGUAGUCUCAGCUGCAAUUACUUACCUUGAACUUUGGAAGUUUGCUCAGAUUAAAAUGGAGUUGUCUCGACAUCUUCUGGUCAGCUCUCGACCUGUAACGAGCUCUGGAUUAAACCCUGCUGCUGUAAAAAGCAGUGGUGAUCUCAAACCUUUUAUGGCUGAAGCAAUGUCUUUGAAGGAGGCUUUGAGUUGGGUUAAAAAUACCUGGGGAGAUGGAGCCUCUUUUGAAGGAUUUGUUCCUAUGCGGUGGUGA
Cannabis sativa is the source of this 1170-nucleotide messenger RNA. RefSeq lists its product as uncharacterized. The coding region runs from base 1 to 1170 and encodes 389 amino acids. The record is from RefSeq and is a predicted model, not a curated record. The transcript is spliced from 3 exons. NCBI's taxonomy places the organism in Eukaryota, Viridiplantae, Streptophyta, Magnoliopsida, Rosales, Cannabaceae.